This is a messenger RNA of Xylaria bambusicola, 927 nucleotides long. RefSeq names its product short-chain dehydrogenase. The transcript has 5 exons. The coding region runs from base 1 to 927 and encodes 308 amino acids. The record is from RefSeq and is a predicted model, not a curated record. Lineage: Eukaryota; Fungi; Ascomycota; Sordariomycetes; Xylariales; Xylariaceae.
AUGUGCCCCGGGGAACCACCCCUAACCGAACACAACCUCGGCUCGCAAGAAGGCAAGGUCUUCAUCGUAACGGGCGCGAGCACCGGCCUCGGGAAAGAGCUCGCAAAGAUUCUCUUCUCGAAGCACGCAAAAGUCUACAUCGCCGCGCGGUCCGCGACAAAAGCGCAAGCCGCCAUCACCGAGAUUCGGACCCUGUACCCGGCGUCGAAGGGUGAUCUCGUCUACCUCUUCCUCGACCUCAGCGACCUAUCCACAAUCAAGAAGAGCGCCCAGUCCUUUCUCUCCCGGGAAAGCCGUCUCGAUGUCCUCUUCAAUAACGCUGGUGUGAUGGUCCCUCCCGCAGGCUCCGUGACUGCGCAGGGAUGGGAGCUGCAACUUGGCACGAAUGUCCUGGGCACAUUUCUACUUACACGCUGUCUUAAUCAGAUUCUGGUGGAAACGGUCAAGACGGGUGUCGCCGAAAAGAACUCGGUGCGCGUCGUAUGGGUGUCGUCGGCAGCGGCGGACGGCGCGCCAAAGCCCGCGAUAGACUUCGAUAACAUAAAUUAUGAGAAGCGUGAGGAAGGCCAGUGGCAGAAGUACGAGCGCAGCAAGGCGGGCAACAUCAUACAUGCAUGCGAGGCUGCUAGGCAGAGUGAGCGGAGCGGCGGUGGUGUAUUCCAUGUAUCGCUUCAUCCAGGUUUAUUCCCGACAGACUUGCAGCGCACAAUGCCCGGUUGGCAAGCUUCCCUUGUGAAGAUGAUGGGUAAAGAGCCCAAGUAUGGCGCAUAUACACAAUUAUACGCCGGACUGGACCCCAAUAUUGCGAACGGUUCCUUUGUCGGUCCGUAUGGAAAAUUGCUCAAGGCUCGAAGUGAUUUGUGUGAGAAGGCGCUGGGGCAAAAGUACUGGGAAUGGGCUGAGAAACAGGUAGAGCCGUUCCUAUGA